GACGGAUUCUACAACCUAACCAAGGAAAACGAUUCCGUCCUCUAUGGGGACCUCGUUAGAGGACUGUCAAAGUUGGAAGCCAUCACCGGCGUUCUCUACGUGGCCACUGGUGUUCAUGCACCCUGGCUCACAAAUCUGACCUUCCUGUCUAAAUUGCGGACCAUUCAAGGAAAUGUCCCGGAAGGUGCAUCCGAUCUGCCUGCGAUCAACAUCAACGGAAACAGCCACCUGCAAUUCCUCGGCCUCGCCUCGCUCACCUCUAUUCAACGUCGCAGUGUGCUGAUUGCAGCCAAUCCACGUCUCUGUCUCAUCGAGAGCAUUGAUUGGCAGGCGCUGACCGCGCGACGCCCCAGCGAGCCAAUCGGACCUGGCGAAGGCCGUGUGAAGCGCGAGAUUAUAGACGCAAAUGGGGAUGUCAAUGAUAGCGCCGGUGCAAACCGGACAUUCAAAGACAAAGCAGGAGCCCUGGCAAAUGCCGCGAACUUAAAGAUGAUGGCAAGACGAAUAGCUGCGGCCAUUCCACUUUUAUUUUACAAAUACUCUCUCCGUGAAUAG
Messenger RNA from Dibothriocephalus latus, 555 nucleotides. The record is from the annotation of a GenBank genome assembly. NCBI's taxonomy places the organism in Eukaryota, Metazoa, Platyhelminthes, Cestoda, Diphyllobothriidea, Diphyllobothriidae.